Salvelinus sp. IW2-2015 is the source of this 3224-nucleotide messenger RNA. RefSeq names its product inner centromere protein (gene incenp). Gene Ontology annotation, cellular component: nucleus; midbody; meiotic spindle midzone. The record is from RefSeq and is a predicted model, not a curated record. Gene Ontology annotation, biological process: metaphase chromosome alignment; meiotic spindle midzone assembly; mitotic cytokinesis. NCBI's taxonomy places the organism in Eukaryota, Metazoa, Chordata, Actinopteri, Salmoniformes, Salmonidae.
GGAACAAUUUAAACGGUUUUCAGCGGGUGUUGAAGUCAAGUCGGACUAACGUUACUUUGUUGUGCAGAGAAAUAAAUGMCGUAUUUUACAAUUUAAUAUAUAUUAUUUUUUUCAUAAAGAUUGUUGAAGUCACCUGUAAUAUAGAGUGAACUGCUGAAGCGAAACUGAUUUUUAUUUUUCUCGAAACCGGAGGAGUUUUAUGGUCGCAACCAUGACCUCUGUACUGUCGUCGACGCAUAGCCUGAUGCAGAUGUUUAAUGGGAAGAUUCAGGAGUUCGCCAACGAAAUAGAAAAUGUCCACAUGGUGUGGCUCGAGGAGAUCCAGCAGGAAGCCAACCGCAUGUUCUCAAGUGACUUCAGUGCGGAGCCAGAACUGAUGCCAAAGACUCCAUCGCAGAAGAAGAGCAACCGCAGGAAGCGUCUAUCCGUGGGUCAGAAUGAGAACCGCACCAAGAGACGCUUCUCAAAGGGKAAACGCAGCAACCUGCGUCACUCCUCUGUGUCCACCUCCCUGAACCUGAUAGCAGAGGAUGAUGGAGGAUCUCCGGUCACACUGGAAGAGAUAGUCAAGCCCCCUCGUUCCCGCAGAGCCAAACAGACUACCCAGCCUGAGGCUGCACCACCCGUAUGCAGCACCCGCAAUGGAGCUGCUCAGACCACCAACUCUCAGCAGGAGCCAAAGGAGAUGGAGUAUGAGGCUUCUAGCAAACACAUCCAGGAGGAGAGGAUGCAGCCAGAGGAAGCUGAGAGUGAGAGGGAGUCGUCCAGCUCUGUCACCUCCCAGACCCCCUGUCUAACACCCCCUCCGACCCAGAGUCACAUGGCUGAAGCCAUAGUCAAGAUCACGGCCUCGGAGCGACGUUCUGCAGAGCUCCAGAUGCACCCCAACCCAGAGCGCUCMCCAAGCCGCACCGCCACUAAGAUAGCCAUCGCUGCCGGCACCACGCCCACGGGUUCCGGGCGGAGCUCSGCGAGACACUCCCUGACCGUGCGGCGCUCCCUGGCAGGGCUGAGACACAGCAUGACCCAGGAGUCUGUCCGCAGAGCCUCCAGGAGGUCCUUCCUGAAYAAGAAGGCUCGGCUGGGCAGCUCCACCUGCAGCAGUAACGUCAGCGGGCUUGAAGAUGGAUGGAUGGAAACGGAUGGACAUGGGGUCCAGGUGCAGACUGAUGGGGUGUUGUCAGAGGAGCCUGGAAAGACUGAGACUGACAGCCCAGCUCCUCAGACUUCUCCUGAGGAUAACACGGAGCAGAACCACCCAGGUGUUCUCUGUGUUACGGAGGUUCGUUGUUUCACUCGCUCCAUGGCCCAGAUCACUCCCACCGUGCCGCCACUAGCCUCGGUCAUCAGCAAAACCAAGACCGCCACACCAGACUCUGGAUCAGAUGGCAGUGGUCAGAAGCCAUCAUCAGGUCUGGGUCCUCGUCUCAGUGCCAAGCGCAGAGCAGCUGCCGACGAAUUCCAGAGCCCGAGGAAGAAGCCAUCACCCCCCGUUAAGAGCCAGACUGUGAGGCCCAACAUGAGGUCGUUCCUCCACACGGUCCAGAAGAACCAGAUGCUGAUGAUGACCCCSAGCUCUCUGGGUCGCAACACGGUCAUGAAGUCCUUCAUUAAACACACCACGCCGGGCAGAGCCGACCUCAAGGAAAGAGAACGCCUGAAACUGGAAGCACUAAAGAAGAAGCAGGAGCAAGAAGAGGAGAGGAAGAAGAAGAUGGAGGAAGAGAAGAGGAGGAAACAGGAAGAGAUGAAGAAGAAGAGGGAUGAACGGCUGCGGAGGGUAGUCGAGGCCCGGGUGAAGGAAGAUCAGAAAGAGGAGGAGAAGAAGAAGAAGAUUGAGCAGAAGAUGCUUCAGAUUGACGAGAAACACGACAAGCUGCGAGUGGAGCGCAUGGCAGAGGAGAAAGCCAAAAAGAAGGUGGCCACCAAACGCCAGGAGGAGCUGGAACUGAGGAGGAAGAUGGAGGAGGAUACCAGGAGGAAGAAGAUUCAACAGUCUGAGGAGGAGGAGAAGCGUCAGCAGGAGCUGCAGGCGAAGAGGAGAGCCGAAGAAGAGCAGGAGAGGGCUCGUAAGAUGACCGAGGCCCGACGAGCACUGGAGCUGAAGAAAGAACUGGAAAGAGAACUGGAGAGGGAGAGACAAGCAUCUGCUGAGAGGGAGCGGGUAGAGAGAGAGAAGGCCAUUGCUCUUCAGAGAGAAGUGGAGAGAGCUGCCCGGGAGAAAGAGAGGAGAGAGUUGGAGAAGAGGAAGAGGGAGGAGCAACAGAGGCAAGCUGAGGAGGAGAGACAGCGAGAAGCCGAGAGACUCGAGGAGAGACAGCGAGAAGCRGAGAGACUCGRUGAACGACAGCGAGAAGCCGAGAGACUCGCUGAACGACAGCGAGAAGCCGAGAGACUCGRUGAACGACAGCGAGAAGCRGAGAGACUCGCUGAACGACAGCGAGAAGCCGAGAGACUCGCUGAACGACAGCGAGAAGCRGAGAGACUCGCUGAACGACAGCGAGAAGCRGAGAGACUCGCUGAACGACAGCGAGAAGCRGAGAGACUCGCUGAACYACAGCGAGAAGCCGCCAAGAGCCACCUGACUGCUGAAGUUCAGCCCGUGGUGUUGAAGACGCCUGCAGGGAAGGGAGGAGUCCUCAACGUCACUGUGGAUAUCGAGCAGUCUCCCCAGUCAUAUGAGAUCACUCCUAAGGGGGGCAACAAGCCUGUUGUUCUCAACACCAACCCUGAGGACUAUGGGAUGGAUCAGAACAGUGAUGACUCUACUGAUGACGAAUCCGCACCGAGGAAACCCAUCCCCACAUGGGCUGAGGGCAACCAGCUGAAGCAGUCUAUGAUGAAGCAAUAUUUCCACCCGGCUGACGUGGACUCUCACUACGGGGCGAUUGAACCCCCAAAGCUGGAUCGCAUCUUCUGCAAGAGUAAACCUCGCUACUUUAAACGUACCAGCUCUGCUGUCUGGCACUCGCCACCUCGAAUGGGAGCUCUACCCCAUUAAACACUGGGAACUGGGAUAAAAUUGUUUUAUUUUUCAUUUUGGUUAUGUUCAUUCUUUCAUGUAUUAUAUUAAGAAACCCUAGCUGGAGAACACUUGAAGAGAAGUUCAGUAAGUGUAAGCAAUAUAGGUAACUUUUUUUCUUUUCUUUUAUUCUUUUAAAAAAUAAAUCUUGUAUAAAAUUUUUAAUUUCUUCUGAAUAAAAUGGAUAAUAACAUCUCCACAA